Molecule: messenger RNA, 4913 nt
Organism: Electrophorus electricus (electric eel)
Lineage: Eukaryota; Metazoa; Chordata; Actinopteri; Gymnotiformes; Gymnotidae
Gene: ikzf2
Product: IKAROS family zinc finger 2
Biological process (GO): regulation of transcription by RNA polymerase II
Molecular function (GO): RNA polymerase II cis-regulatory region sequence-specific DNA binding; DNA-binding transcription factor activity
Source: RefSeq, a predicted model, not a curated record
AAGUGGAAAAGUUGACAGGCUUGGGAAGGAAGUUAUUCACUCUUUGUGCCUUGGUAACUUUGUUGUUGUUUUUUUUCUCACUCGCGACUAAUACGAGCUCCUGAUGAAUGCGUCCCAGUCGCAUGUUUAUCGGAAGACAUCAAAGUGGUAGGAACAGGAGGCGCACAUAUGUUUUAGUAAACUACUUCUCCUCGGAAAUAAUUUCAUUGCAUUUUUAUGCGAUUUUUUUCUAUUUUUGGAAUCCUGUAUCGAUAACAGUUUUCUCGGGGGGGAUACAAUAAGAGCUCUGAUCCUGGAACGUGGACAUGGAGGCUACGGAUGGUUAUAUUGCAAGUAACGGCGACUGCUCUCCUAGGAAGGAGAACUCGAGAAUGCUGGUGGACCUGUCGCCCAACGCACCCAACGGGCAACAUUCCCAAAGUCCCAGAUCUCCCAGCGCUCACCCAAUCAAACAAGAGGAGGGCACUGAGGAGGAGGGAGAGCGGAGAGCCAUAGGGCCCGAUGAGACAGGCCACAGUGGAGAAGAGGGCUCAGUAUUGGAGGAACCCAUGACUGACAGCCCAAAUAACCUACAGGAUGUUGGACCAGGGACAGAGGGGCCGGCUGAUUCAGUAAUGCGAUUGCCCAAUGGCGACCGGCCUUUCCAGUGCAACCAAUGCGGGGUCUCCUUCACCCAGAAGGGCAACCUGCUGAGACACAUCAAGCUGCACACAGGCGAGAAGCCCUUCAAGUGUCCCUUCUGCAGCUACGCCUGCCGCCGACGCGACGCCCUGACCGGACACCUGCGCACGCACUCGGUGGGUAAACCACACAAGUGUAACUACUGUGGGCGGAGCUACAAACAGCGCACGUCGCUGGAAGAACACAAAGAGAGGUGCCAUAACUACUUACAGAGUGUCGGCAUGGACCCCUCCCACAGCGCCAGCCCAUAUGCAGUUGAGGUCCCGAAGGAGCAGAGGCCGCUGGGCGAGGUGGCGGGCGUCACCUCCUUCGAGCGUCCACCCGUCAUCGAGAGGCUGCAGGCCAGCGUGGCCAAGAGAAAGAGCACCACGCCGCAGAAGUUUGUGGGGGAGAAGAUGCUGCGUUACUCCUACCCUGACCUGAACUUUGAUGUGGACCUGAAGUAUAAGAAGGAAGCAGAGCUAAUGCAGGCUCACAUGAUGGACCAGGCCAUCAACAACGCCAUUUCAUAUCUGGGUUCUGAAAGCCUGCGGCCUGUGGUCCCCCACCCCGCCCUGGCCAUGGCAGAGGUGGUUCCCAUGGUGAACCCCCUCUUUCACCCCGUCUACCCCAUCGGACCGCACCUGGACAGGCCGAGCAGCCGCGACGCUCUCCCCGGCCCCCAGAUGGCGCCAGAGUUCCCACCCCCCACCAACGGCGCCAUCUCACUGGUCCGACCCAAGAACCCUGCAACAGGCCGGGAGGGCUCCCCCAGCAACAGCGGCCAGGACUCGGCCGACUCAGCCCGGAGCAGCCCCCGCGACAAGCCGGCCAACGCUGGGGGUGCGCUCCGGCCGGCACCUCGGGUCAGCCCGGGCCUGGCGAGGGCAGAGGAGGCACGAGCAGGCGACGCAAGCCGGCUGGGAAGCCGGGACGGCGUGCGCGUGUUCGGCCGUGAGGGCCAGGAGCUGCGCGCCUUCCAGUGCGAGCACUGCCGCGUGCUCUUCCUGGACCACGUCAUGUACACCAUCCACAUGGGUUGCCACGGCUACAGGGACCCGCUUGAGUGCAACAUCUGCGGCCACUGCAGCAAGGACCGCUAUGAGUUCUCCUCGCACAUCGUCCGCGGUGUGCAUACCUUUCGCUAAAGGGCACCCGGACCAGCCCAUAACCAUUCAAACACACACACACACACACACACACACAAACACACACACACACACACACACAGAUACACACAUACUCCACUGCAGUCUGGGACCCUGUCGGGGGGGGGGGUUGUCUGUGAGCACAUGCUGAGGAAGGCAGCAUGUAGUGAAUAUAUGAAGGGUUAGGUCCAGUGGCUCAUAUUUUAAUUUUGGAACGUUUUGAAGGUUUUGCAUUUGGGUGAGGGGCUGAAUUUUGUGAUAUGAUGCGAUAAAGUGAUUUAUGUUCAUUUAUUUCUCCACAUAAACACACAAUCAUUCUUUUUUUAAUCAUUUUUAUCUCCUGUACCAUCCAAAAACAGAGCAGCUAUAGUCCCUGGAAAAUUAUGAAGGGUUUUUUUUUUGUUUGUUUUUAUGUUUAAUGUUCAUCUGCAUUGAGUCUCUGCGUAGAUUCCUUCCUGUCACAUGGACUAUAAGAGACUUGAAUAGACACAGCCAUGUAGGAACAAAGUGUACUUGCGCACAGGAAACUGUCAGGAGAAUAUGGACAGAUCUCCAUGGUAAACCGUAUAGCUUUUCUGCUGCUGUGUUUUCUCAGUGCCUUGCUGAAGUGAGUUACAUGGUUUAGCUUCUGUUGUAAGUGUCUGUGCUUCUUUGGCCCCCUCAUACCAUGACAUCCCAACACUCCUGCAUUCUCUCGCUGUAGAAGGACAAACGGGACAUACAGAUGAAUUAAACCUUAGCAUUAAGGUUUGUGGAUCCAGGUAUAUUAUUGUUAUUUGUGUUUAUUUUAUUUUUACUUUAUUUUUUCUUGUGAACUCUUAGCAUGUGUAUGUUCACACUGCCAUCCUCUUGCUUGUAAUGUUUGUACUACCAAAUGUAGCCUUGUAACCACAUUAAAAAUCAACCAGGCAGCGACCGUGCAUGAGAAGCUGAUGGCAAUCUGGAUCAAAACAGUUUGAUGUAGGGCAGCUUCUCUCUCUCCCACCCUCUCUUGCUCGCCCGCUUUCUCUCUAUCAGUGCCCGAGUGGCAGAUGGUUGCACUGCGUCUGCCAUUGCACAGUUAGAACGAUGUUCUCAUACGUUCUUCUGAAACACCUCGUGAAAGCAGCAGCCUGUCCGAUGGAGCAGCUCUGUCUGGUGCCCGAUACCUGGGCUGACUCCUCCCUGUCCAUCCAGCAGAUGUGUGUAGAUGCAGUGUGUAGUGUAGUGCUUCCUAGUACACUUACUCUGUAGGUAACAAAUUUCAGCUUGCACUUUAUUGUGAAGCACUGGUCACGCUGGGUGUGUGAAGCCCUCGAGCACUAUGUGUUAGUCUGCUUCCCUACACUAUCCUAAGUAACCAUCUUCUUUUUUUGGUUUUGUUUUUCCUUUCUAAGCUCCAGGCUGGAACUGAGUGUCUGUCUUCAUAUAAAUGUCUCCUGUAUAAAGUCUCUCUAAACAUACAGUGCGCUACAGUUCUCUACUGUAAGUAACAUGUUACUUUCAUAACUAAGUGUGAUAGUUAUGAAAGGUUCAGCAGAAAUAUAUAUAUAUUUCUGCUGAACCUUUCAUAUAUAUUUUUUUUCUGCUUUAUACAGGAGACAUUUCUAUGAAGAUAUGAGGAUAGCUAGCUAGAUAGAUAGAUAGAUAGCAUUGUAUUAUGCUAAAGUUCCUGAAUUGACUACCCUAAUCCAUGUAUAUAUUAUUUUUAGCCUUUAGUAAAAAUUGAUUUAAUAAUUUAAAAAUGACCAUAUCUAUCUUAGACAUAUCUAAUUGUAAACUAAUAUGUAAAUGGAAAAUAUAUACACAGAUUGUUUAAGCUUAUAUUGAUUUCUAGAAGUUUUAUUCAGUGGAGGUCAGUGUGUUUGGCUGUGGUCUGUUGAAGAAGCACUCAUUAUCAUUGUAUCGAUGUAUUCAUCCUUUUGGUUUGACUCGGCUGUCUGUGUUCUCUCGCUCGAGGGGAACAGCACUGUGUAGCAUAACUGUUGCCUGUUUCAUCACUGCUUAAAAAGCUCUGCACUGUGGCUCACGUUGGGGCAGCGCCGAGCCGUAGGUGCCUGUAUGGUGCCUGCAUAGUGCUCAGUGUUGACAUCGUGCGCUCUGUGAAAUCGAACAAUGUCUCCUUCGCUUUUGGAAAUUAAGAGCACAAGGCUGAGACUGUGAAUAUCUCAUCUAAAAGCAAGGGACCAUUAAAGCCAAGAUCUGUACCUUUUUUUGAUAAGACGCAUAAUUAUUUGAUGUCCAGUCUAAGACGUUCUGUGUGCCUUUUUUGAACAGGACCAAGUAUUCCCAGUCAAAAUACCUUUGGACCAUUGCAAAGUAAGCGUGUGCAUUAUGUUUGCGCUGUGUUUGGGUUUUUUUUAAUCCUGUCACAUGCCUCUGUAUAGUGUAGCUGUUUUCAGUGUACAGUGAGUUUUGAAUCUCAGUUGAAAAGCAUGCCGUGCUGGUUUGACUGCUCCUCACGCAUCAUGCAGAAAAAAAAAGCCCCAAAAAAAAAAAAAACCUAGGAAAAAAACAAACAAAAGAAAUAAGUGAAAAUGGCUAAAAAGAAGGAGGUAGAGACUAUGUUUACAGCCGUGAAAGCGCUCGGAUUCAGGGGCCCCCUCCUCCAGGGGCCUCACACUCGGGGAUCGAUGGGGCGUACUUGAAGUUCAACUAAUGGCACUCACAUUCGAGGUUGUUUUACAUUCACAUGUAUGGGGGUUGCUAUGUUAAUUUUAGUGUAAAUAUAUAUAUUUUUUGUGAAAGGAAAGUGUUUUUUUAAAAUGCUUAUUUACUGUGGGCCUUACAAAUAGUAAAAUGAGGAAUUGCAGUGUAUUUUUAUAUAUAGUGACUAUAUGUAUGAAUGAAAUACAGUAUAUUUUGGUACACAUGUUGAACUGGGUUAUUCUUCUUUUCUGUGUGUUUAAACUUUUGGGCCUUCUCAGGUACUGUGUUGCCAAGAUGCUUAUGAAAAUAAGGCAUCUUAAAGAAUUGUUAGAAAGGGAUUUUUAUAGCAAAACCCUAAGAGUUGAGGGUUUAUAGAAAUGUUAUUCCAUAGAUCACUGACCCUCAGAAGGAAAUUGUGCUGUAAGGUGUUGGUUUUAAAGCAUGGAUUUUCUGCAUUAAAAUACCUUUACACUUUCA